GCCCCAGAAGUUGCACUUGGCACGCCUUGGACAUACAACGCGGAUAUCUGGAAUUUGGGUUUGAUGUUGAGGUUGGAAAUCAGCGGUAUGGAACUGACACCAUGCGAUGGAAUCGAUCCUGGAGGGGUUGCGCAUCUUGUUCAGCUCAUUGGAUUCGUCGACUAUCCACCCAAGGUGUUACUUGUAGCUUUUUUUUGA
Messenger RNA from Suillus plorans, 198 nucleotides. RefSeq lists its product as uncharacterized. The record is from RefSeq and is a predicted model, not a curated record. NCBI's taxonomy places the organism in Eukaryota, Fungi, Basidiomycota, Agaricomycetes, Boletales, Suillaceae. The annotation marks the transcript as partial. The transcript is spliced from 2 exons.